UUCUCAGCUCUGCCCUCAGCCUCUCACACCCUCUCAGCCUUCUCAGCCCCAGGAAACAUGUCUAGCAAAACUACCGUGAGGAGCCAAAGCACCAGCCGCCGUGGCUUCAGUGCCAGCUCAGCCAGAGUCCCUGGGCUCAGCCGCUCUGGCUUCAGCAGUGUCUCUGUGUGCCGCUCCAGGGGCAGCGGUGGCACUGGGGCAAUGUAUGGAGGAGCUGGCUUUGGCAGCAGAAGCCUCUACAACCUAGGAGGUUCCAAGAGGAUCUCCAUCGGAGGGGGCAGCUGUGCCAUUGGUGGAGGAUAUGGCAGCAGAGUUGGAGGUGGCUUUGGCUUUGGAGGUGGAAUCGGCAAUGGAUUUGGUUAUGGUGGUGGAGCUGGUAGCGGCUUUGGGCUCAGUGGUGGAGCUGGCUUUGGUGGUGGCUAUGGGGGCGCUGGCUUCCCUGUGUGUCCACCUGGAGGCAUCCAAGAGGUUACCAUCAACCAGAGUCUCCUCACUCCUCUGAACUUGGAAAUCGACCCCACCAUUCAGCGUGUGAGAACAGAGGAGCGUGAGCAGAUCAAGACCCUCAACAACAAAUUCGCCUCCUUCAUCGAUAAGGUGCGGUUCCUGGAACAACAAAACAAGGUCCUGGAUACCAAGUGGAGCCUGCUCCAGGAGCAGGGGACCAGGACAGUCAGGCAUAGUCUGGAGCCUCUGUUUGAGCAGUACAUCAACAACCUCAGGAGGCAGCUGGACUCCAUCGUUUCAGAGAGAGGCCGCCUGGACUCCGAGCUGAGGAACAUGCAGGACGCAGUGGAAGACUACAAGAACAAAUAUGAACAUGAAAUCAACAAGCGCACAACAGCCGAGAACGAAUUUGUGACUUUGAAAAAGGAUGUGGACGCUGCCUACAUGAAUAAGACUGAACUGCAAGCCAAGGCAGAUGGUCUUGUUGAUGAGAUCAACUUCCUGAGAGCCCUCUAUGAGGCCGAACUGUCUCAGAUGCAAACUCACGUCUCUGACACUUCUGUGAUCCUAUCCAUGGACAACAACCGCAGCCUGGACCUGGACAGCAUUAUUGCUGAAGUCAGAGCCCAAUAUGAGGAAAUUGCUCAGAGGAGCCGAGCUGAGGCUGAGUCCUGGUACCAGUCCAAGUAUGAAGAACUUCAAGUAACAGCAGGCAGACAUGGGGAUGACCUGCGUAACACGAAGCAGGAAAUCGCUGAGAUCAACCGCAUGAUCCAGAGGCUGAGAUCUGAGAUCGACCACGUCAAGAAACAGUGUGCCAAUCUGCAGGCUGCUAUCGCUGAUGCUGAGCAACGUGGAGAGCUUGCCAUUAAAGAUGCCAGGAGCAAGCUGGAAGGGCUGGAGGAUGCAUUGCAGAAUGCCAAGCAGGACCUGGCCAGGAUGCUGAAGCAGUACCAGGAGCUCUUGAAUGUCAAAUUGGCCUUGGAUGUAGAGAUUGCCACCUACAGGAAGCUACUGGAAGGCGAAGAGUGCAGGCUGAGUGGUGAAGGUGUUGGACCAGUCAACAUCUCUGUGGUGCAGUCCACUGUCUCCAGUGGCUACGGCAGUUCCAGUGGAGUGGGCAGUGGUUUAGGCUUGGGUGGAAGCAGCGGCUACACCUACAGCUCUGGUCACAGCCUUGGAAGCGGCUUUAGCUCUGGCAGCGGCAGAGGCACCAGCAUUGGGGGCGGCCACAUCUCUGUUGGAGGCGGCCUCAGCUCUACUGGGGACAGCACUUCCACUGUCAAGUACACCAGCUCCUCCUCCAGCAGGAAGAGCUACAAGUACUGAAGUCAUGCCUUAAUUGUGGAAAUUCUUGAGUCCCUCCGGCUUUAGUGUCCCGUGCUCAGUUCCUUUUCCUCCUCCUGCCUCUGCCUCUGCUUUCUAAUUGGAGGUGAGCAUGUGCAGUCCUCACAUUGUUUUUCAGUGAACCUCCUUUACCCUGGAGCUCAUGGCUCAUUUCAGAAUCUCAGCAUCUGACUACAUCUUAUGAUUUACUAACCUGGUGCCUCACUGUCUUGCUCUAUUAUUAACUUUUUGCUCCUUUAUUCUAUCUCUGAGCCUGAGUAUUACAAGAAAAUUAUCUCUACUCCUUUCUUUCUAAAAGUCCCUGCCUGUGACCCAUUAACAACAGGGAAGUUCCCUUUUAAUGCAUGCUGGCAUUAAAGCAUACUUCAUUCCACACUUACUGUGAACCUCCCUCACAGUAACUGUGAUAAUUUAACCAUCUGGUCCUUUGAUGUGCAGAAUAGAGAAUUGUAUCUCUGUGAACUUGUAUUUGUUGUAUCUCUGUGAUGUUUUCUCUGUUCUUUGCUUUCUUAUGAUUACUAAAUAAAGCAGAUUUAUAAUGUAA
Messenger RNA from Cavia porcellus (domestic guinea pig), 2338 nucleotides. RefSeq names its product keratin, type II cytoskeletal 6A-like. Bases 58 to 1776 code for a protein of 572 amino acids. Gene Ontology annotation, molecular function: structural constituent of skin epidermis. The transcript has 9 exons. Gene Ontology annotation, biological process: keratinization; intermediate filament organization. Lineage: Eukaryota; Metazoa; Chordata; Mammalia; Rodentia; Caviidae. The record is from RefSeq and is a predicted model, not a curated record. Gene Ontology annotation, cellular component: keratin filament.